UCGGCGAUUUUUUUUUUUGUAGGUUUCGCGCACGAAAUUCGUGAAUUUCUACCAACCAAAUCAGACUUCCGUUCUCCAGCUUGCUGACCGUUUUCUUCAUCUUUCAGGCACGUUUUGCAGAAUGGCCGGUGUUAUCAAAAAGGCUACUGGGUUGACGGGCAUGCAGGUGGCCAAGAACCCGCACCACACGCUGACGGCUCUGUACAAUAAGAUUCUGCGCGCCGUCUCCAAGAUGCCGCAGGAGGCCGCAUACCGCCGAUACACCGAGCAGAUCGUUUCGCAGCGAGCCAAGAUUGUGGCCUCGACCCCAAACGUGCGUGAGAUCGAGCAAAAGAUCAACUGUGGCCAGGUGGAGGAAUUGAUUCUGCAGGCUGAGAACGAGCUAACGUUGGCACGUAAAAUGCUCGGCUGGAAACCGUGGGAACCGCUGGUGAAGCAGGCACCCGCCAACCAGUGGGCCUGGCCACCGGCCAAGCUGCCCGAGUUGAAGUAGAACCGCUUCAAGAAGUCACCCAGUUUCUCCUAAAUCUGUUUCCUCGUUCAUUAAUCGUAGGCACACGCACUGGAUCCCUCAGGCAAGGAUUACGCGUAUUGUUGUAAAUAAAGCACCGUAGCGCACCGGAGGGGCUACUCCGAGGGCGCCGCUGUGUAA
Messenger RNA from Anopheles aquasalis, 652 nucleotides. It is a transcript of the gene ND-13B, whose product is annotated as NADH dehydrogenase (ubiquinone) subunit ND-13B. The record is from RefSeq and is a predicted model, not a curated record. Gene Ontology annotation, biological process: respiratory electron transport chain. Lineage: Eukaryota; Metazoa; Arthropoda; Insecta; Diptera; Culicidae. Gene Ontology annotation, cellular component: respiratory chain complex I.